Molecule: messenger RNA, 1989 nt
Organism: Medicago truncatula (barrel medic)
Lineage: Eukaryota; Viridiplantae; Streptophyta; Magnoliopsida; Fabales; Fabaceae
Exons: 4
Coding region: 1-1989 (662 amino acids)
Molecular function (GO): zinc ion binding
Source: RefSeq, a predicted model, not a curated record
AUGAUUUUUGAAGAUUUUUUUCAAAUCAAUGAGGACCAUAUUGCUGAGGAGAUUUCUGGGUAUGAUGAGGAAGAUGUUAUGGUUAGUACUGAUGAUGAUAGUGGUAAAGUUGUUGGGUUUAAUGAUAGUGAGGAUGAAAGAACCACCGCACUUGAAGAUGGGUUUGAAGAUGUUGAAGUUGAAGCAUCUGCUAAUGGUACCAACAGAGUCACAGUUAACAACAAAACAUUAAGGAUCAAGAAGUGUAGUUCCAAAACACCUAAGAAAAAAUCUCCUAAGAAAAACAAUAGUGGCAGGAUGAAUGUGAUUGCACCAGUGUCUCUUUUGAAGAAUGGGAAAGGGAAGGAUGUUGUAGAUGAAGAAAUAGAUAGAGAUUACCUUAGUGAAGAGUUUGGUAGCUCAGACCCUGAUGACUCAAAUGAUGAGACAAUUAAAUAUGACCAGUUUAGGAUGGUACACUUAAAUAAGGAUUUUAAGUUCAAGAUAGGUAUGGAAUUUAAUACUCUGGUAGAGUUUAAAGAAGCAAUUAUUGAGUGGAACGUAUUAAAUGGUUACCAAAUUAAAAUGCCAAAAAAUGAAAGUUAUAGGGUAAGGGUGGAGUGUAGGGACCAAUGUGGAUAUAAGGUUUUAUGUUCAAAGGUGGGUGACAUGAGGACUUUUCAGAUAAAGACAUUAGAGGGGCCCCACACUUGUGCACCAGUGUUGGAAAAUAAAAGUGCCAAUUCAAGAUGGGUUGCUAAGAAAGUUGUGCCAAAAAUGCAAGUUACCAAAAAGAUGAGUGUACAAGAGGUAUUUAAUGAAAUGGUUGUUAAUUAUGGUGUGGGUAUUACCAUGGACAGAGCAUGGAGAGCAAGGAAGAUUGCAAAGAGCAUAAUUGAGGGUGAUGCAGAUAAGCAGUAUGCAAUGAUAAAGAGGUAUGCAGCUGAGUUGAAGAGAGUGUGUAGGGACAAUAAUGUCAAAAUAAAUGUUGCUGGUCCUUCUGCAACUAUUCAACCAAGGGUUCAUAUCUGCUUGCACACCCUUUGUUGGAGUGGAUGGUUGUCACUUGAAAACAAGAUAUGGGGUCAACUGUUGAUUGUUGUUGGAAGAGACCCAAAUGACCAGUAUUUUUCACUAGCUUUUGGGGUAGUUGAAACUGAGUGCAAGGAAAGUUGGAAAUGGUUCAUGCAGUUGCUGAUGGAAGAUAUAGGUCAAGAUAAGAGAUAUGUGUUCAUAUCAGAUCAACAAAAGGGGUUGCUGUCAGUUUUUGAUGAGAUGUUUGAUAGUAUUGAUCAUAGAUUGUGCCUUAGACAUUUGUAUGCAAAUUUCGAGAAGAAGUUUGGAGGAGGCAGUCAAAUAAGAGAUUUGAUGAUGGGAGCUGCAAAGGCCACUUACUAUCAAGCAUGGUUGGAAAAGAUGAAUGAACUGAAGAAGAUAGAUCUUGGAGCUUGGGAAUGGUUAAUGGCUGUAGAACAAAAAAAAUGGUGUAAGCAUGCUUUUACCUUUUAUUCUAAGUGUGAUGUACUGAUGAAUAACAUAUCUGAAUCCAUUAAUGCCACAAUAUUAUCUGCUAGAGAUCAACCUAUUAUUAGUAUGGCUGAAUGGAUUAGACAUUAUCUAAUGAGAAGGAUGACAACAUCUGCCACUAAACUUCAAAAGUGGCAACAUAAUUUGAUGCCUAUGCCUAGGAAAAGAUUAGAUAAAGAGAUAACCUUAGCUGCUCAUUGGAGAUCAACUUGGUCUGGAAUAGGUGAACAAUUUCAGGUUAUGCAUACAUAUAACCGUCAACAAUUUAUUGUUGACAUUGCAAAAAGGAGUUGCAGCUGUAACUUUUGGGAGAUAGUGGGAAUACCUUGCAGACAUGUUGUUGCUGCACUUGGAAAAAGGAAGCAAAGGCCUGAAAUGUUUGUUGAUGAUUACUACUCUAGGAGUAAGUAUGCCAUGUGUUAUAGUUUUGCAAUUAGUCCUAUUAAUGGUAUGGAUAUGUGGCCUGAGGUAGAAGCUCCUUAA